Brassica napus (rape) is the source of this 1290-nucleotide messenger RNA. Its product is annotated as SPX domain-containing protein 4-like. The record is from RefSeq and is a predicted model, not a curated record. Bases 137 to 1090 code for a protein of 317 amino acids. The transcript has 2 exons. Gene Ontology annotation, biological process: cellular response to phosphate starvation. NCBI's taxonomy places the organism in Eukaryota, Viridiplantae, Streptophyta, Magnoliopsida, Brassicales, Brassicaceae.
AUUCCUCGCGCUUUCUAAGAUUCCUCCUCUUCUCUCUCUCUCUAGAAUUACUUAAACCAAAUCCCUCACCGUCCGUUCAUAUCCAACCACCAUCGCCAUCUCUCUCACUCAGAUCCAAACACAGUUUUUUUCUCUCAUGAAAUUCGGAAAAGAGUUUCGAACCCACCUCGAAGAAACCUUACCAGAGUGGAGAGACAAGUUCCUCUGCUACAAACCCUUGAAGAAGCUUCUCAAGUACUACCCUUACCCUCCCCCCGCCGACGAUUCUUCUAAUUCCGACCAGAUCGACUCUCGUCAGGUCUUUGCCGACACGACCAACUUAUCUUCCGCGGAAGACGACGGUGUAAGGCCCGCGGAGGAUCUUCAGGACUCGUUCGUGAGGAUACUCAAUGAGGAGCUUGAGAAGUUUAACGACUUUUACGUUGAUAAAGAAGAAGACUUUGUCAUCAGACUGCAGGAGUUGAAGGAAAGAAUCGAGAAGAUUAAGGAGAAGAACUGCAAGAAUGGGGAGUUCGCAUCGGAAAGCGAGUUCAGUGAAGAGAUGAUGGAUAUUCGCAGAGACCUUGUCAGUAUUCAUGGCGAGAUGGUGCUCCUUAAAAACUACAGUUCCCUUAAUUUUGCAGGACUUGUCAAAAUUUUGAAGAAGUAUGAUAAGAGGACAGGAGGACUUCUUCGUUUGCCUUUCACACAGGUGGUUCUCCAUCAACCCUUUUUUACAACUGAGCCACUUACGAGGUUAGUCCGUGAAUGUGAGGCCAACCUUGAGCUUCUCUUCCCUUCUGAAGCCGAAGUUGUGGAGUCUUCUUCCAACGCAGUCUCAACCUCGCAUCAAAACAACUCACCGAGAAUCUCUGCUCAGACUUCCUCAACUCUUGGAGAUGAGAAUCUUGAUAUAUACAGGAGCACACUCGCUGCAAUGAGAGCCAUAAGAGGGUUGCAAAAGGCCAGCUCGACCUACAAUCCUUUAUCAUUCUCUUCGCUUCUCAAGAACGAGGAUGAUGAGACUGUAACGGCUGAGAACUCUCCAAACUCUGAGAAUCUGCAGAGCAAAGAUGAAUCAGAGAAGGAAGACAAUGGACCUUCCCCCUGAGAUUUAGAAGAGGACCAUGCCUCCUUGUGAUCAAGAUUUUGCUUCUUCUUAUCACCCUGACGUGUCCUAAAGUAUUAACACAUUUCAACACCUGUCCGGAUCCCUGUUUAGGUUUCUUUACAUUUUGCAGCUCACAGCUUUUGUAAUGCUUUCGAAUUGUAGAAGAACAGCACUUUAUAAGAUCUUCAAUAAUUUGGUUC